This is a messenger RNA of Leptinotarsa decemlineata (Colorado potato beetle), 350 nucleotides long. It is a transcript of the gene mim, whose product is annotated as missing-in-metastasis. The record is from RefSeq and is a predicted model, not a curated record. Gene Ontology annotation, cellular component: cytoplasmic side of plasma membrane; actin cytoskeleton. NCBI's taxonomy places the organism in Eukaryota, Metazoa, Arthropoda, Insecta, Coleoptera, Chrysomelidae. Gene Ontology annotation, biological process: cell projection assembly; plasma membrane organization. Gene Ontology annotation, molecular function: actin binding; phospholipid binding.
GGAUGCCUUUAUGGGAGGACCUCAUCACGAAAGCUACGAAACUUCACUCGUCGCUCAAGGCGACAAUCUUGUCGGUCACAGCCUAUUUGGAAGCGUUCCAAAAAAUCGCAGACUCCGCCACCAACGCUCGAGGAGCCACUCGAGAAAUUGGAACAGCACUGACUCGGAUAUGCUUAAGACAUAAGGCGGUUGAGGCUCGAAUAAAGAAUUUCACAAGCGUUAUCAUGGAAUGUCUCAUUCUACCGCUUCAGGAUAAGCUGGAAGAGUGGAAGAAGACCGUUCUCUAUAAAUAUCUUGCUGAUAAUAAAUUCUACCAUAAUUUUACAAUGGAAUUUUACACUUUACCAUAA